AAGAGACAUAAACUAAAGACGAGAGAGACAGAGAGAGAGAGAGGGGGAAAAAUAGGGAUAGAGCGAAAGAGACAAGGAGAGAGAGAGAGAGAGAGAGAGAGAGAGAGAGAGACAGAGAGAGACCGAGCUUAUUUUGUAGUUGCCGGGAGCCGCGUGACAGGUGAGACAUCACACUGCUGCUCGAGCUCGGGGUUCACAAAUUUGCAGAUGCCGACAGAUGUGCCCGAAGACAGGCUCAACCCCGAGGACAGAGAGACGAAGUGUGACAGCAUGACUCUGUCCAGCACCCCGACUGUCCGCAGAGGAAGCACUCCUCUUCCGAUUAAGCACCAGCUCAGACGGGAAGAAGCCGUCCAUGACGAGUGCGACUGGGCAUCGGGUGCAGCUGGUCCUUCUGUCUCACCGAUCAGCUUCAGCCCGGCCUUGGAUGACACUCUGACUGUGACGGUGGAGGGCCGACCUGAUGGGCCUUUGAGAAUCGCCCUGCUGGGGCAGAACGGCGUGGGGAAGUCUUCUCUGGCCCUCGCCCUCGCCGGGGACAUGGACAGGGCUGCGUCUGUGGAUUCUGAAGGAGAGGGUUACGUGCGCACAGUCACCGUGGAUGACGAGGAGAGCACCAUCAUUAUCUUUGACAACUGGAGACAGGACCUGUCGGCUCUGCUGUGUGAGGUGUGUGUCCUGGUGUUUUCAGUGACCGACAGGCGUAGCUUCCACCGCACCGCUCAACUCCGGCUCCUCCUCAGGGAGACGCAGCCCCAAACCCCCAUCAUCCUCGUCGGGAACAAGAGCGACCUCGUUCGCACACGCGAGGUCACCUCUCAAGAGGCCAUGUCCAGUGCCGCCCUCUACAACUGCCUCUAUCUGGAGAUCUCUGCCUCUCUGGACCACCGUACUCCGGAGCUCCUAGAGUGCGCUGUGCGGCUAGCCAGGGGCCUCCCCCCCUGGCCCCCGGGGACCAGCGCGGAGGACAUGACCGGCGGAGGUGGACGCGAGAGCAUCACCUCCCGCGCCAAACGUUUCCUGUCCAGCCUGGUGCCUCGGUACCCGCGAGAGCGAGAGGUGGGCAAGUUCAUGAGGCAGAAGUCUCGCUCGUGCCACGACCUGGGGGCCCUGUGAUGGGGCUCCGCGGGGAGUUUCAUGGUCAGAUUGUUAACAGAGGUAGCUGGAGGUGAUGUAGUAUACCAACAGAGAAGAGGAAGAGGGAGUGAUGCAGCAAAGAUAUGUGAGAAACAGAGGAGGUGUGAAGGUGCCAGAGUGAUGGCAGGACAAUGUGAGGGGAUCAUCAUGUGCAUCCAGUGGAGGCAAACAGAGAGGAUGUCAAUAUGUUAGUGAUGUUUAUCCGUUUAGGACAAUAUAGAAAUUUUGUACACAAGACUUAACACAGAGGAAGAUGAAAUACUGUUGUAGAAUCCAUGUAAAUAAACUAUCAUAGUGACAUGUAUUUGAGCUGAAUAAAUUUUUUUUUUUUUUGAGGUCUUGAGAAAGUCA
Molecule: messenger RNA, 1488 nt
Organism: Acanthopagrus latus (yellowfin seabream)
Lineage: Eukaryota; Metazoa; Chordata; Actinopteri; Spariformes; Sparidae
Product: GTP-binding protein REM 2-like
Exons: 6
Coding region: 208-1116 (302 amino acids)
Cellular component (GO): plasma membrane
Molecular function (GO): GTP binding; calcium channel regulator activity; GTPase activity
Source: RefSeq, a predicted model, not a curated record